Molecule: messenger RNA, 1179 nt
Organism: Exophiala xenobiotica
Lineage: Eukaryota; Fungi; Ascomycota; Eurotiomycetes; Chaetothyriales; Herpotrichiellaceae
Exons: 3
Coding region: 1-1179 (392 amino acids)
Source: RefSeq, a predicted model, not a curated record
AUGAACAACCUCUCACACUUGGUCAGCAGGUCGUGGAUCGGAAUCGCCAAGUCAAACGCGGGCAGAGUGAGAGGGACCACACUUACGCAGACAGCGACCUUCAAGCGGUAUUCGCUUGUGCCGGUAGUGGCCGUGUCUGGAGCUGCAACUCUCUGGUUGUUCUCCUCUCAAACGACUGUCCACGCUGAAGCUCCUCACUAUACUAGCAUCAAACACUAUGCCCGCGACCACGCUCACUCUCACACGCACGGCUACGACAAGCGACUUGUCCUACAUACGGCGCCAGUGACUCCCUCUAAGCCCGUCGCACACGAGAAUAGGGCCUAUAUGGCCGAUAUCGAUACGAAGCUAGAACAUGAAUCUUUGGAUCUGGCACGACAUCCCGUGGAAGAAGCCGUACUGACGAGUGCACCAAACGUCCCUCCAUCUAUCACCCGCGAUUAUCCCGUGGUUCUAAAGGUGGAUCUAACAAGAACCAUAAAGAAGACACAAUUGACAGGUGACAUUAUAGAAGUGACAUUCACUAAUAAGGACGAGAGUAGAAUGCCGCAUAACAUCGACUGCUACGCUAUUCUGGGCCCAGGGGGCGGUUCGGCGGUGACGACGACCGAGGAAAAUCAAACUAAGACGGCAAGAUUCAAGCUACUGUGUCCCGGACUCUUUGUCUAUCAUUGCGCAGCGGCCCCGGUGUCAGUCUACAUCGCCAAUGGGAUGUUCGGGCUGAUGAAGUCGAACCAGGUGGAAUUUUCCUAUCCCAAUGCACUGCGCGAAGAGCCCGAGGCCGUCGUUUUCAACGGGAGGGAGUUAGCCUUGACCCGAGAUAAGCCUUUGAAAGCAAAUGUCAACGAUACCGUACGCAUCUUUUUCGGCAAUGCAGGACCGAAUCUGACGAGUGCUUUCCAUGUGAUUGGGGGCAAUUUCAGACGUGCGUAUCGUGAUGGCGAUGUUGUCAGCCCGCCGGCGCAAUUUGUCUCGACCUUAAGUGUUCCACCGGGCGGAGCAACCAUCGUCGACAUGCACAUGCUUGUGCCCGGGACGAUGACCUUGGUCGAUCAUGCCAUUUUCCGUUUGGACAAGGGAGGAGUCGGUUACUUGAAUGUGGCCGGGAAGCCCAGGCCUGACAUCUAUCAGAGCGUGCAACCUCCUGCGCCGUGUGUUGGAUGCAAGUUACAUCCCUGA